This is a messenger RNA of Cuscuta campestris, 2662 nucleotides long. The record is from the annotation of a GenBank genome assembly. Lineage: Eukaryota; Viridiplantae; Streptophyta; Magnoliopsida; Solanales; Convolvulaceae.
CGAGGCCACGGGCCUAUGAGUGAAGUGCAAGGGACACCGCCGCAGGUGAUGAUGAACAAGAAGAAGGAAUUGGGCCCUGCGGAAAGCGCCAACGGCUGUGAUCUCUUCCAAGGAAAUUGGGUUUUAGACGAGUUUUACGUUAAUCUCUACAAUUCAUCACAGUGCUCCUUCAUAGAGAAGCAGUUUGAUUGUGUGAAGAAUGGAAGGGUUGAUAGUGACUAUCUCAAAUACAGAUGGCACCCCAACAACUGCUCUCUUCCCAGGUUUGAUGCGAGAAAGUUUUUGGUAAAAAUGAAGGGCAAGAAGGUGAUGUUUGUAGGAGACUCUUUGAGUCUAAACCAGUGGCAGUCCCUCACAUGUUUGCUUCACGUGGGAAACCCAAAUGCCAAGUUUACUUUACAAAGAUUUGGACCCCUUUCUAAUUUCUCAUUCCCAAAGUACAAAGUUUCCAUAUUGUUGUUUCGGGCUGCGUUUCUAGUAGAUCUUGUUAGAGAAGAAGAUGGAGAGCGGGUGUUGAAGCUUAACUCCAUUAGCAAUGGCACCCAAUGGAAAGAAAUGGAUGCUCUCAUCUUUGAUUCUUGGCAUUGGUGGCUUCACACUGGCAGAAAACAAAAGAUAGAUAGGUUUGAGGUAACAGGAAAUUGUACGGGAUUGACAAGACCAACAAAAGUACCUAGAACACCUCAUCGUGGGGAAUUGUCAGCUUCCUUGUCCAGGUCUGGUCUGUCGAUGCCCAGGGCCGAGGCCGAGCGCACGACCUAUCUUCGGAAACCUCUGGACGGAAGGCCGGCCGGGGGUGGUCUGAGGAUGACCGACCCUGCCGGGGCCGAGUGCAUAACACUGCCGAGGCGGUCUUCGCUGGUCCUUUGCCUUGGUCCCGCCAAGUGGGCCUUGGCAAAGUUGGGCUGGGUCGUCUUCCUGUUGGGCUGGAUACCCCCAUUCCCGGUUUUGCCAUCGAUCUCAUUCACCGCCUCUGCUUAUUCGCCGUCGCCGCCGCAGUCCGACCCGAAGGUUAGUUCAUUCUUCCUCGCUUUCAUGACGUCUUCCGAUUCCACUCCUUCCAUCCCUGCUGUUGACCCAGCAGCGGCUUGCUUUGAGGAGAUGUACCGUCAAGAUCCCUCCCUCCAUCCUGACGGUCUGACGGGAGGGAUCAAUCCUUCUAGGGUUCUGAGCGCGGUGCCUCUCCGUUCAUCCGUCACUGUGGCGCCGUCGUCUCAGGCGCUGCCUCUGAAGAAGAAAAAAUCAAAAGUUGCCCAGAACCUAGUAGAGGUGGGGAUCCUUAUCUCCCUCGAGCGUCAGUUUGAGCUGACCGAGGCCAUGCUGGGGAGUCGUCCUAAGCAUGGGCUUGAGGAGAGUACUUCGAGGCCGGAAGAUCUGGAAUCGGAGGAAAGAGAAGAGGAAGAGGAUGAGGAGAUCGAAACCGAUGAAGAGUCAGGACAGCCAUCCCACUCUGAGGGGAUUGCUGAUAUGGAGCCUUCCGGAGGAGAUAUGAAUCCAGUGGAUGUCAUUCGUAAGGCCAAGCUGUUGGCCCGAAAUCGCAGCCGAGGAGAAGAGGUUCAACAAAAUCCACCAUCCGAGGAUGCAUCUGGAUCUGCUGCUUCCGUCCCGAAUCAGGAGGCGGCUCCGACUCGGAACCUGAGAAAGAGGAAGGUUAUCCAAGUCGAGGAUGAGGAGACCGCGUCCGAGCAGGAUACGGUUCCGAGCCAGAGUCCAUUGAGCAAACGGUCGGCCGGUCCUCAGGAUGGGAAGUGCCCCGCUUCCCUUGACAAGAUUGAUGGAGAUGUGCAUGCCGAGGCCAAGAUCGCAUCCCUGUCUGCGGUAUUGAAGGACGAGGACGAGAUUCUCUCGUUCUUGCAGGGGCUGGUGGAUGGUUUCCACAAAAAGGUGUUGGCAAAAUUGAGCUUGAUCAGCAAAUGCCGAGCCGGGGCUGAAUUCUCCUCAGGCGUAGAUUUCUUGGCUUCGGUGGAAACGGAGUUGUCUCGCCUAAGGAAAUUGGCGGAAACCAAGCAUGAACAGGCCGUCGAGCUUGAAAUGCAAGCCGUGGAGAAGUCCGAGGAAGUUGUCCGGCUGCAGGGCCUUCUGAAAGAGUCGGAGGAAUCAGCCUCCCCACUGACGGCUUCAAUGGCCGAGCUCGAGGGGCGGCUGCGCCAAUCCGAGGGCCGGAUUUCAGAGCUGGACGUUGAACUGGCCAAGGCUGUCUCCUCGCAGCGGUCUAUGGAAGCUGAGCGAGAUUGGUCCCUUGCUGAGAGGGAGCAAGCUGUUCCCGAGAAGGAGCACGCCAUCUCCGACUUCCUUCAGUCCCCAUCCUUCAAAGAAGCCUGUAUGGAGAAAAUGGCCGCCUAUUACGAAGACUGGCUCGGGACCGAGGCCGGCACUGAGAAGAUGGGGGUGGAAGGGACGAAAUGGUUCGAGAGCGGCGUCUAUCACGGGAUUCAGCUCGUCCUUCGCCGGACAUGAAGAGUAGAUCCGUCCUUCCCUCCGCCCGGGGUCGACAUUCCAGACAUGCACGAUCCCAACCUGAAUGCCGAACUCGGGGAGAAUCCAGAUUACCUUGGGACGCCCAAGCGCCAAGAUACGGGUGCAGAUGACGCCGGCGAAGAACAACCCUCAAACGCCCUUAGGGCCUGUUCUUUAAGACUGGAAAAAAAGAGCUGGAAACUGG